ACAUGUAAUGUUUAUGUGCGUCCCUUUGGUGGCAUAUAUUGGAAAGCAUGCAUUUGAAGGAAAACCUGGGAGUGAGUGAGAUGCACGAGAGGCUGGUGUGAACCCAUGUGUAUGUUGGGCUUUUAGAUUCCUUGGGGGCAGUAGAGAACAGGCCAAGGUUGUGAACUGAGCUUCUACUCACAAAAUGGUUGCCUAUACUCUUUUUUUCCCCCAUUCGCAGUUAAUGAAGUUGCUGUCACCAUUUGCCAUCAUUUUGCAAUUAAUUUAACUGCAUUUUCUUUCCAUUCUUACCCCGUGAUUUUGUUUGUAUGUGUAUUUGCUCGUGUCCGAACGUACAAACAUGUUUUAGGGAUAUAUAAUGAAGAAGCAGAUGGAGAUGCCAGCUACUACAGGGAAUCUCUUCAAACCAUGUAUCCAAUCUAUGAUUCACAAAAUAUUUCUAACAAUAUACAGGUAGUUUGGUAAAAAAAAUUAAUAAUGGUGCAAUCUUUCUUGGGAAAUGGUAACAGUGCUUCUGCGUGUGUUUCUGAGGCCAUAUUGCAGCACGGCGCUUUUAUAUGCAGUGUGAGUGGGAAACCAGCCGAAACCAGUUUGAGGCUGAGGGUUGACAGAGGAACAAUGCCAUCUCUGUGCUCCACUGUGGGAUAGCGAUAGCCUGGGCUACUCCAUGGUCGCCCUUCAUAUUUCAGCCACUGAUGACCACGGCACAGGUACAGACCGGGCUGCUGCAGCUCACCACUGGCUCGAUGUUGGCGUGCAGCACGGCUCACAGCAAGGGGAGCAGGGAGGGCCGCUUACAGCCUGCCUCUGUAUGCACACGCUUGCACACACACACACACACACACACACACACACACACACAGGAGCAUGAUCCAUCUGUUUUGUAUAUCUGUGUGCUGCUAGUGGUGCAGAGUGAGUGAGGAGGAUCAUUACCAGGACCACCACCACUCACCAGAUCCAUGGAUAUAGCAUGACCCUCUGUGCUGGGCCUCAUGCUAAUUAGAAAGAAACAGGAACUGUGUUUUCCCUAAAGAGUGGAUGGUGAUUUAAUUUGGGUUAGAAUAGUUGUGACUGUGUAUGUUGCAGGAUGGAAGGAAGAAACAAAAGGUUUGGCUAGUGCCUGGAGAGCGACGGAGGCAAGAGGGUGAUCUCCACAUCAGAACAGGAGCAGGACCAUGGGAGAUAUGAAGACACCAGACUUUGAUGACCUGCUGGCGGCCUUUGACAUCCCUGACAUGGUGGACCCAAAAGCUGCGAUUGACUCUGAGCAUCAUGACAUCCACGAUGGACAGCUCAAGCAAUCCAGUGGGGUCACUACAAAUGAAGAUAAGGGCCACAGCCCAUCAACAGGGCAUGACAUUGGAAUUAGUGUAAUUGUCAAGAAUACCAGAAACACAGACAUCCCUGAGCAUGGUGCAACCAAAUCUGUGAGGGAUGGAUAUAUCCGAUCCCAUCCUCAACCCCUUUCUGUUGGAACUUGCAAUGGACUUCAUAAUGGCCUCCUGAAAGGUACACCACCAAGUACUUCUUACAACAAGAAACGAUGGAAGGCUUCCAGGGAGGAAGGACAGCCACAUAACAACCAAGCAUCUGCAUGCAAUCAGUUCAGCCUCAUCUCCAGUACUGAAGAGUUUGAGAAUGAUAAAAUUGAGAUGGAUGACCCUAUGUAUGGUCAGGUUGGUCACUCAGACUUAAUGUCCACUACUAAAAGAGACCAUCAGAGUCACAAAUCUUCUGUAUCAGUGGACAGUAUGUCUAAGACCAUGGAAAAAAUAGACACAAAUCCUGAUCAAAACAAUAGUAAUGGAGGCACACUUGGGGGAUCAAAGUCUAAAAAAUCCUCUGAUACAGGUUUAUCCAAGGUGGAACAUAAGGACUUAAAGCCUCACAGUGAGGAGUGCCACAAGGCAAAACCUUCAUCUUGUAUUACAGCAAUUACAGCCCUCAGUGCUGAAAAGGCCAAAACUACAGCUGUGGAUGUUUUGGAUUCUCCUAUAACACGGAAAGAAUCCAACAAGGCCAAUGAACAUCACAAAGCUCCACAGAAACCACAGGAAUGUGAGUCAGCCCUAGAAUUUGCAACAAGACUGCUAACAAGACAACAACACAGCACCUUCAGUGUCACUAAUGACAGCGGCAGCAAAGAGUCCCCUUCCUCAAGCACUGACACAGCUCCAGUCAUCCCAAAGGUUCGGAUCAAAACAAUCAAGACCUCAUCUGGACAGAUCAAGCACACUGUCACCAGAGUCCUACCAGAGUUUGACCCUGAAGAUCUGAAAAAAGGAGAUAAUAGUCCAUCUCUCAUCACAACAACCAAGGCCGUUUUCUCAUCCCCCACAAGAUCCUCUUUGCCUACCACAAUGGUAACCACAACUGGAGGGCCUUCAAUUGAAAUAACCAAGCAAAUGACUAUUAAACCUAUAGCAACAGCUUUCUUGCCUGUCUCUGCAGUGAAGACAGCAGGUUCACAAGUCAUCAACCUUAAGCUGGCUAACAACACCACAGUCAAAGCAACAGUCAUCCCUGCUGCAUCAGUGCAAGGUGCCAGCAGUGUCAUCUUGAAAGCUACUAAUGUCAUCCAGCAACAGACUGCCAUGUUACCUGCCUCCAGCCUGACCAGUGCCAGUCUUGUGCCAAAAACAGUCCAUCAUCGUGAAGUCAACCUUCUGCCUCAGUCUGAAUCUCCUGCUAUGUGCGAUCUCCAACCAGCCCUGUUUUCCUCCAAACACAGCAAUCAACAACCACAAUGUGUUAAGCGCCAGACAGGUCUCACUGGUCAGGGCUCAAAGAAUGUCUCUAGGGUUCAAGUGUUCACUAGCUCUCAAAGUUCUGUAGUGGAAGCCUUUAAUCAAGUCCUAAGUAGCUUAAACCCUGUUCCUGUGUACAUCCCCAACCUCUCCCCACCAACUUCAGCCUGCAUCUCUCUACCCUUGCAUGGUUACAAGUGCCUGGAGUGUGGGGAUUCAUUCGCUCUUGAGAGGAGCCUAACGCAGCACUAUGAACGUCGUAGUGUACAGAUAGAAGUCACCUGCAACCACUGUGCCAAAAACCUAGUGUUUUAUAACAAAUGCAGACUCUUGUCUCAUGCCAGGGGCCACAAGGACAAAGGGGUUGUCAUGCAGUGCUCGCAUCUAAUUCUAAAACCCAUCUCUGCAGCACAGAUGAGCACAUUGUCAACAAGCCCAGCCAGUGUCACUAGUACCACCUCAAAUCCCCAAAUGCAAGCAACCACAAGUCCAGUCAUAGAGAAAGGUACCGUUAGUGUGUCCCCAACUGCAGUGAUUUCAGCUUCAUGUAAAGCUCCUCUUGUGGCAGCAAUGCCCUUGGACAAUGGCGCAUCAAAGCUCUGCAAACAGAGUCUUAAGUGCUCGGAGUGUAAUGAAAUGUUUCAUGAUGACGGCUCAUUGGCCAUGCACUAUCAACAGGUGUCCAAGAGUGGCCAGAAAACAUGCACCAUAUGCCAAAUGCUUUUACCAAAUCAGUGCAGUUUUCUGUCACACCAGCGAAUCCAUCAGCACAAAUCUCCAUACAUCUGUCCUGAGUGUGGUGCCAGCUGCAGAUCUGCCCACUUCCAGUCACAUGUCACAAGGAACUGCCUACACUGCACUCGAAGAGUCGGCUACCGCUGUUUCCAUUGUAGUGUGAUCUUUGCCGAUGAUGCAACCCUCAAGUCCCACAUCCAGAAUACUCACUGUGAGAUCUUCUACAAAUGUCCUCUGUGCCCUAUGGCCUUCAAGUCUGCACCUGGCACACAUUCCCACGCAUAUACACAGCAUCCAGGAGUGAAAGCAGGAGAGCCCAAGGUGAUAUAUAAGUGUUCCAUGUGUGAAACCGUGUUCACGCUGCAGUCCCUGCUCUACACACACUUCGACCAGCAUGUCAUCAAUCACAAAGUUUCAGUCUUCAGGUGCCCUGAUUGCUCCAUGCACUACACACAGAAGCAACUGAUGUUGGACCAUAUCAAGACUAUUCAUGGAACCCUGAAGACCACUGAGGAUCCACCAAACUUGGGCAUUAAUCUUCCUCUCAGUGUCAAGCCAACUAAUUCCAACAGUACCAACUGCCCCAGUAAUAAUAACAAGGAUGACGUAGAAAAUGUCAACAGUAAGAAGAAAGGAGAAAAAAAGGGUUUACCUUCACCACAGAAAAAUAACAACAGUAGGGGAUCAGCAGACCUGAAGAACUCAGGAUACACAUGUGGAGACUGCAGUGCUCCCUUCACUGCCCGUGAGGUCUUUGUGGCUCAUGUGAGACGUGAACAUGGCAAGAUCUUGAAGAAGCAUCCAUGUCGACAGUGUGACAAGUCCUUCAGCUCCUCCCACAGUCUUUGCCGACAUAACCGUCUUAAGCAUGAAGGGUUGCAGAAGGUCAACGAUUGCCUGCACUGUCCAACUCUCAGUCAGCCAUUCACUAAAAGAGUUCUGCUAGAGCAGCACGUUCAGCCGAUGCAUGGCGUCAAAGAACCAGAGGGGAAGAACGUGGAAGUUUUACAUCACAAGAAAACGUCCCCCAGCCCCAAAAGGAAGCCAGAGGAGGAUGAAGGGUCUCCCAGUAUAAACUCCAGGGCUUCAGACUCACAGCCACUGAAGAGACUCAAGGUAAAUAUCCUCAAAGUUCACAAGUGUGCACUCUGCGGUUUCACCACUGAGGAUAUUAGCACUUUCCAAAAACACAUCCCCCUGCACAAGUCCAAUGGUUCAUCCGACCAGUGUCAGGAGUGUGGCCUGUGCUACACAUCCCAUUGCUCACUGGCCCGGCACCUCUUCAUCGUCCAUCGGCUGAAGGAGCCUCACGGCCUUGCCAGAUACAAUGGACGGGGCAAGGAGGAGGAGGAGGAGGAGUAUGGUGAUGAGAGUCAGAGAGAGAACCAGCUGGGCGUCAUGGAUGAGAAAUGCAAAUGCAAAGUGUGUGGAAAGACGUUUGAAACAGAGGCAAACUUGAAUACUCACAUGAGGACACAUGGGAUGGCAUUCAUCAAAUCCAAGAGACUGAUCACAGCUGAGAAGUGAAAACUCACAGCACUGGUGUUAUAAAUGUAUAUACUGUACAUUAUACACCUUGUAUAGACAUUAAAAAAGAAAGAAAGAAAGAACUAUGGAAUGUAUUCAUGCAAUAUGGGAUUAAUCCUCAUACAGUAGCAGCGUUGCAAAUGCUGCUAAUGUCUAAUGAAUGUCUGGUUAAAAAUAAUUUUUAAAUUAGAUAGAUUCAGGCCUUCAGUUUCAACUUAUAGGUUGACCAUUCAUGUAUUCUUUAUGUUUUUGUCUUGUUUGUUUUUUAUUUCAUAAUUACAGAAAUACUUUUAUCUAAGGCUUUCUUGGCUUCUACAGCUAAACUGUGACCCUGGUCUCCUUCUCAUACUCUCAAGCCUACCCUAAGAUGCUUCACCGUAUAACCCCAUGGAGUUAUCAUACACUUACAACAAAAAACUAUAUUAAAAAGAAUUCAAAAUAAUGCUUUUGGGUUUUAAAGACAAAUACAUGGGCCAAAUAUGACUUUGUUUUGAAACUGAUCUUUCACACCUGUAACAUACUGGCAGCUCAUUUAGAUUUAAAAAAAUAUAUAUAUAUUUAUCUGGAUAUUUGUUUGAUAUAUAAAAAGAAACUAUUUCUUUACCGUAUAACACAUUUGUCACGGUGGAAUAAUGAAAAUGAACUUCCAAUAAUCCUGAUUUUCAUACCUAUCAAUAGCAAGAGGUUUUGUCUUUUUGUUACUUUUUUCUAAAUUUAUUUAAAAAAACAAAUAAGUCAUAAUGAAUAUUCUUGACAGUAAUUCUUUUGACAAAAAUAUAAACACAUCCUAUAAUGUCUGUGGUCUUUUUUAACCAGUGCAUGUAAACAAAAUUUACCAAUAAAAAACAUAGCAAUUGUACUUUAUUGCCAAACACCGCUACACAUGUGCAGGACUUCAUCUUAGAUAGCUCAGUAUUUAUUUCUCCUCAAGGUAAUAAUUGGCACUGUUAAUUCAUUUACAAAUUGAGAGAUUCUCUCUUUAGUUUUCACUGACUCAAUUUGAACCUAAAAACUGUGGGUUGAAAGGUCUCUGAUCAAAUAAAGAGCUCAACAAUCUAA
Solea senegalensis (Senegalese sole) is the source of this 6068-nucleotide messenger RNA. It is a transcript of the gene znf532, whose product is annotated as zinc finger protein 532. Lineage: Eukaryota; Metazoa; Chordata; Actinopteri; Pleuronectiformes; Soleidae. Bases 1176 to 5009 code for a protein of 1277 amino acids. The transcript has 9 exons. The record is from RefSeq and is a predicted model, not a curated record.